CCCAGGAGGCGGGUCGGGCAGCAGCUCAGACAUGGCUAACGGCGGUGGCUGGCGGCCGCCGCGCCCGUGCGAGGCCUACCGCGCGGAGUGGGAGCUCUGCCGCAGCGCCGGGCACUUCCUGCGCCACUACUACGUCCACGGAGAGCGGCCGGCCUGCGGGCAGUGGCGGCGGGACCUGGCCAGCUGCCGCGAGUGGGAGGAGCGCCGCAGCGCCGAGGCCCAGCGGUCCCUCUGUGAGAGCGAGCGGGCAAGAGUCCGGGCCGCACAGAAGCAUGGCCUGGUGUGGACCCCCAGGCAGAGCCCCCCUGCAGACUGGCACCUCCCUCUGCCUCAGGACAAGGACAGCUGACCAGCGCUCUGUAUGUCUCACACCCCUACCGCUGUGAUUGACCUCGACCAUCCAGUGGGUCCCUGAGAGCCCUGCCUCUGGCCUCACCUGCUGCCGCACCUGAACCGGUGCACCCAGUGCACAUCUUCCAGGCCACAGGCAGCACUGCCAAUCCUGCGGGAGGUGGUCAGGCUGGCUGUGCUCCCCUGGGGAUUGUCCCCCACCCCAGGGGCUGCGUUCUGGGGGGCAGGAGGGGAGAGGAUGGGCUACCAGGGCUCCACCUGGGCCCUCCUUGCUCUGGACCUCGUGGGUGAACUCUCCAGAGGUAGCCUUGACCCAUGUGGACAUGCAAGGAGCAAAAUAAGGUGGCCAAGUAGCCUCGCCUGGCUCUGGUUCGGUGCCGGCCCCGCUGAGGCUCCUCCCUCAGCCCCUCGGCAGCACAGGUGGGCCCCCCAGGGCCUUUUGGAGAUGCUCAUGGCUCCAGGAUGGGAUGCACACCCUUGUGUGAACUGGGUUUGUGAACUUUGGUCUUCUUCCCUCCUCCUUUCCCUGGUCACUUUUAGAAAAUGCGGAGUAUAUCAAAGGACAUUUCACUCGUUUGAGUCCAGAUAGAAGCUGAAAAUUCAAUCCAGGUUAACUGCUGAGAUAGUUCGAUGUGGUACCUGGCCUCAUGCUCAUGCAGGAUGAGAGUUCUGCGUGCUUGUGUUCCUGCUGGUGUUUGUGAAAUAGAUGCAGGUGAACUGACGGAGGUGCCUCUGUUACUGACAAGAGCCCCUCCCUCACGCCACAGCCCUAGCCCAGCCACAGGGUAAUCUGUCACUUCAGAGGGGUGUGCAUUAAAGAACAAAUUGUCCUGUCAUGUGGCUUCUCUACCAGGUGCCUUAGAGCCCUCUGUGACUGCUUGUGUACCUGGGAGUAGUGGAGGCCGUGCACGUGGGGCCCUGGUCAUCUGCCCUGUGUGUCCACCUGAGUGUGCGGAGGGGAGCCAGGGUCCCCCACCCCAGGGGCUGUGUGCCGGGGGGCAGGAGGGGAUAGGGUGGGCUGCCAGGGCUCCACCUGGGCCCUACUUGCUCUGAAGCCCCGGCAGGGACACAGGAGCCUUGCAGUCGCACAUGUGCCUGGAAUCACAGCAGCUCCUCACUGCUUCCUGGCGCAGGGCUGGGCAACAGGAGGUGCCGGAGCGGCAGCCAGGGCAACAGUCUUGAGGGGCACCUCUCGCAGAGCCCCUGCCAGGUGAGGGCCGCGGGCUGCCAGCACCCAACGCCCCGUUAGAAGUCCUGUUCCUUCUUGGAUACCCAGUGGGUUCCACACCACUGAUGACCGUCAUUCUGGAGAAUAUUCCCACACCCUCCCCUGUCCACCCCUGGUGUCUGCACCCAUGACAGGACCAGAGAGUCCAGCAGAGUUGAGGGAACAGAUGUGAACAUUCAAACAUCAGCUGUGAGGAAAAUGGACAGAGUGACAAGGAAGAGCAAAUUCUUUCAGAUUCUUGGGACCAAGCCCGUGAUAACGAGUGUUUUACGUUGUGACCUGGUGUGUCCUGUGACAUACUGCAUGUGUCACUGGAACUGGUGUCCCAGCGCUGCACUGGCCUGCGCCAUGGGGAGCCGGCAGCUUGGGUCUGCUGCAUGUGCCACCCCUCAGAGCCACAUUCUGGAUCCACAGGGUCAUACAUAUGGUUCCAUUACAUAAUACCAUGAAAUGAUACAGAGAUGGGAAGGCUAUGGGGUCAAGGGUCAGGGCUGGGAGAUGUCCUGAGGUGCCUGGACCAUGGGGUAGUUGUAUGGGACCACACUGGGAUAAGAUAGACGCGGGCCACCAUGGCCAGGAGUCUGAACACACGGUGUAUAAGAUGUGACACUGGGGGAGCCACACACUGACCGCCCUGUGUGGUAAUGUCUAAUCUGUUGGAAACUUGUAAUUACUCCUAAAUAAAAGGUUAAAAUGAAA
Messenger RNA from Camelus dromedarius (Arabian camel), 2278 nucleotides. RefSeq names its product chromosome 31 C22orf39 homolog (gene C31H22orf39). The record is from RefSeq and is a predicted model, not a curated record. Bases 32 to 349 code for a protein of 105 amino acids. NCBI's taxonomy places the organism in Eukaryota, Metazoa, Chordata, Mammalia, Artiodactyla, Camelidae. The transcript is spliced from 3 exons.